Messenger RNA from Amorphotheca resinae ATCC 22711, 906 nucleotides. RefSeq lists its product as hypothetical. The coding region runs from base 413 to 646 and encodes 77 amino acids. Lineage: Eukaryota; Fungi; Ascomycota; Leotiomycetes; Helotiales; Amorphothecaceae. The record is from RefSeq and is a predicted model, not a curated record. The transcript has a single exon.
CGCGGCCAGCCGCACCUCAAAACCCAGCGAUCGGCGUCAAGACCCAAGCUGCAUGGCUUGCGCAGGACGUCCCAACGUCAGGUCUCACAUUCGACAUCUAUCUUCCCUACCUGCUCGCGCUCUAUGGAACAUAACGUAUCCUUGAGCCUUGACAGUGGAGAGGCGGUGUCAAUGCCUCAGCACCCUACUCGUCCCCUCCCCCCAACGAAUAACCAUCCUACCCUCCCUCCUACCACGGAAACCAGACAAGGACUCGAGAGCCAAGCUUGGAUCACCAAGGGGAAGGGAUCCUCACCCAAAGGAAAGGCUCCUGUCACUUGCGGCCCGCGAAGCCGCCGGGGGGAUCUAUGACUCCCUUCCCCGAGUGCAGGCAAGGCUAGUCUGGGCUCAGUCGUCGAUCCCCUUUAAUGGAAUGUACGAGGAGAGAUGCGAGGGAUGUGCAAUUGGUGAGGAAACCUCUGCUUUGAGAUGCACCUGCAGCGAUGCGGGAAUGGCUAGUGGGGUGGGGGCGAAAGCCUUUUAUGAUGGGUUCGUUCGUUCGUUUUUAUUUAUAUUUAUAUAUAUACACGUGAUGCAAGGACUACCUAGGUAUGCAGGGCUGGCGGAUCUUUGGGUAGCCGGUUCUUGGUUUGUUCAGUUACGCUGAUUGAGGCCUGGGGGCGCGAAAAGGGGGUGAUGUCAUGUGAUCGUUACCGACCAGAGGGUCUCGUGUUGGCGGUGGCCGGCGGCAGACGCAUCGAGGGGACAGGCACAGUCAUCUUCUAUAGUACCCAGGUACCCUUGAGAUAUCGGGAACGAAAGCCGUGUUGGCGGCGGCCGCUGGCUGACGCAUCGAGGUUCGCUCCUCGGACGGUAGCAGUGCCCGGCCGAUGAUUUGAGGGUAUCCUCAUGUUUUUGCGGAUAAUC